Messenger RNA from Rotaria sp. Silwood2, 1845 nucleotides. Lineage: Eukaryota; Metazoa; Rotifera; Eurotatoria; Philodinida; Philodinidae. The record is from the annotation of a GenBank genome assembly.
AUGGAUCAACAAACAAACAAUCUUGCCGCAUUAGUACUGACCACACGGAAGGAGCAGAGUACAGCUCCAAAGUCAGUUCAACCACCAAGAAUAGCAGCACAGCAAGUUGGGGAUGACUCGGAUGACGUCAUCUACACCAAUCAUUUCCCAUGUUCAUUCGCUCGUGAUCUUACCUUUUAUCAGUACGAUGUCAUCGUUGAAGAAUACCAUGAAAAACAAAAAAAAUACAUUUAUAUUUCCAGUCGUGAAAAACGUCGUCAAUUCGUUUGUGAUCUCCUCCUAGCCAAAACAAUUCAUUCAACAGCUAUCUGUUGGUACGAUGAAGGAAGUUGUAUCUACAGUACAACAAAUUUCAAGGAUAAACUUCCAAUUAUACAUGAGAAAGAAGAACAAGGAUAUCAGCGUCGUUUAACAAUCAAAAGUUUGCCAGCCACAAGUAGUACAGGCGAUUUAGAUCAAUCUUCGAUUCGAAUUAUUGAAACACUUAUCAAACAAGUGCUAAAAGAACAAUUCAAAGCAAUUGGUUCAGUCUUUUAUCCAUGGGAUGAAGAACCCGCUCAAGACGGACCCUAUGAUCUCCUUACAGGCUUCAAACAGGCUAUGUGUCUCACAGAAUCAGGUCCAACCUUGAAUGUGGAUAUCACAAUUACUAGAUUCUACCCUCACUUUGAUCUUUUAACAUUUAUUUGGGAAAGAUUGCUGCAAAACAAAUCUUCUUUUCCUGGAUUGUUGUCAGAUCGACAAUACAACCAAAUUGGUAAUGGUUUGAAAGAUGUUGAAGUUACAACAGCUCAGUCAGAUCAUCAAAAUCGAUAUGUUCUUACAGGAUAUUUUUCGGAUCAUCUUCCUGAAAAGACUUUCAUUGAAGGACAAGGCAACCUCCUAGAUUACUACAAACAUCUCGGAUUUGCGCUUCGUUAUCCACAGUUGUACUGCUUGAAAGCCUAUCGAUUAGGCAAUUCGCAAAAUUUAGUUGAUCUACCGAUCGAACUUUGCUCUCUUCGAGAGUGGCAACAAGUGAAGGAAGAUGAAAGCACGAAACCGAUUCCAGCACCACCAGUUAGUAAACGAUAUCAUUUAAUCUUGGCAGCUAUCCGAAACUGUCUUAUUACUCAAUGUGCUAACUUUACAAAAGUUCAGCGAAUGCCAAAUUUAAGAAAUUAUUGUGGUAAUCUGUUAAAAUCAGUGAAUGCUAAACUAAGCGGAGAAAAUAAACAAGUAGCUCAGUUACAAACGUCUAUCAAAACAAUGUUUAUCGGGGCUGACGUUCAACACAUAAAGAAUAAUUAUUCUGGUGAAUUACCAUCAAUUGCAGCUGUUGUUGCAAGUAUGAAUUCGGAGUGUACAUUAACAAAUCAACGUGUCUCUCGUCAAUGGCCAAGUAAAGGAAAACAAUCAGAAGAGGCAAUUUUGUUGUUGAAAGAAAUGGUUGAAGAACUGUUAAUCGCAUUUAAAGACAGCAAUGAAGGCGCACUACCAGAACAUGUUGUUUUCUAUCGCGAUGGAGUUGAUGAUGGACAGUUUGAACGGGUACAGAAUGACGAGGUGGCCUCUUUGAAGGAAGCCUUUCAAGGAACAAAUAAAAUUGGGAAUUACGUUGUACUAGUCAAUGAAAUUGAAUAUUCUUUGAGUGAAUUGGAGGAACUCACUUAUUCUCUUUGUCAUACUGAUCAACGUAUUGAUAGUCGAUUGAGUGAAUCAAUUCCAAGUGUUUUACAUUUGGCAGAUGCUGCAGCAAGCAAGGGAAGACAGCUGUUUAACAGUAGUACAAGGCCACCAAAUGCAACUCGAGCAGACAUACUGAGAGUUCAUGAAGAUAUGCAGAAUACACCAAAUAUGUUUUAA